AUGGGUUUGAAGAAGCGUGGCGUUGGUCAUAGAGCAUGGAACCUGCUGCGAGUGACAUUGCUGUGGGCACGUAAAGGUGGGGUGUUGAGGCGGAGGGUAGCGAUGGAGCUGCGUCUUGUUCCAAAGUACUUGAAGCGUCUCGGGCACAGUAAUACGCCGCCCAGCCAUAUUCAUUACUUUGAGCGGGAGCUGUCCUUCGACAAGACCCCCAUUUUCCAUGUCAAGAUGUACCGUCCAACCUCUAUGCGCUUCCACUUGCCUCACAUUCCUUGUAUUAACCCACAAGUUGAUUUUGAAUAUGAUUUCAACGACGACGACGAUGAUGAUGUUGAAUAUGAUACUGUGAGAAAGAGUGCCCUCACGGCUGCAGGAGACCGUGACCAAGAAUUUUAUCAUGAUUAUGAAAGACGCCUGGAGGUGAUGUCUUGUGGUGAACAGGAGGAACAACAAGAAGCAGUUGCCCAAGGGAUAGAUAAGCGAGCCGAGGAGUUCAUAGCAAAAUUCUAUCACCAAAUGAAGCUGCAGCGCCAGAUUUCUCUUCUACAAUACAAUGAAACACCCAAUAGAGACACGACUUGUUGAGCACUUUUACAAAACUACGUGCGGCUUACUUCAUUUUUCCUUCUUUUUCUGUUGAGAUUUGAUGCCACUGUCAAUGUUAAAACAUUUUAGUAAAAGAAAUGAGAGAGUACUUCGGGAUGCUGUAAAUGCCAGGAGCUACAUUUGAGUUCUACUAUUUACAUUUUUUUCAUGAUUAUGCAAUAAAUGCUACAGAGCUUGGCACUUGUUCAGCUCCGACGCUGUACAGUCCAAUGUAAACAUGGAAAUAGAAUGGUAAUGGUGACUAAGAAUAAUGAUACCAAAUUAACCGGUGUUUCAGCUUGGCACUUGUUCCUCAAAAUUAAAACUACGUGAUCCUUAGAGCAACUCGUUAAAUUAUCAUCAGAUCUAAAAGAAUAAAUUAAGUUUCUAAUACAUAAAUGUAUAGAAAAUGUUAAAUGUAGAAAGCCGAUUCUCAGAAACAGUAACUAUGUUAAUCUUAUGAAAAUAGCGAUAGAAAAAUUGAGUUUUAAAAUCGUAUAUACGAAUCAACCAUCAUGUCAUAAAUUCAUCAUUAUAGUUUCAUCCAUAAAACGAUUUCUAAUUUCCAAAACUCCGUAAACAAACCUUCCAAAAUAAUUGACCAUGAAUUAGCUCUUGGUUUUGUUGAAUAGAAAAUAUAAAAGCUAACAAGCGUAGAUACAAUGAAAAACAUCACGUAUAUUUGGGGUAGCAUGGUGAACUCAUUAACCUCUGAAGCGGUAAUACAAAAGUCCGUAAAUGUCAGAGUUAACGGUCAGUAAUGCAAAAUGUGACUGCUUAAAUAGUAGCAAAAUAUGUGCCAUAUUCAUAUUGAAUUAUCAUCAAUACAUUUUUAUUCUGCAACGAAGGUCGAAAAGAUAUCGAAAAUGAAAUAUUACAUUAAAGGACAUGGUAUUACAUCAACGGCAAACUACACCCACCGGAAAGUGUUUGGCCACUGCCCAGAUAUAUUUAGAGCGUGGCCAAGACUUGCCGAUAUAAGCAAAAGACCCUAUGAGCCCUACAAAAAUACUAUUCUAGCUGCCAUGCUUGAUUGCACUAUCGUUCACAACCGAAGAUACACUAGUAUUUGCAACCUCCUUUAAGCUCUUGCCAUAAAGUUGAUAUAAAAAAAUUAAUGUGAGGUUUUCUGAUGAUAAUAAAACAAUGGAUGUGGAGGUGUGAAUAAUAUUACUCGGCGACUAAGCUAUAGUGUAAGCGUAGGCAGCUGCAAAUGUACAAUAUUACUCCCUUCCCUCUCCCCAACUUUUUUCCCUCUGGAGAAUCAGUUUACAAUGGGAAGAUUAAAAUAUUCUAGGAGAGGUUCUUCUAGUAAUAAAAUCAAAUAUCAACUUCCAUUUUGUCUACUAAUAUACGCUUCCAAUUUCCCUGUUGCGGCCAAUAUGAGACCUA
Messenger RNA from Vigna angularis (adzuki bean), 1974 nucleotides. RefSeq lists its product as uncharacterized. The transcript has a single exon. The record is from RefSeq and is a predicted model, not a curated record. NCBI's taxonomy places the organism in Eukaryota, Viridiplantae, Streptophyta, Magnoliopsida, Fabales, Fabaceae. The coding region runs from base 1 to 582 and encodes 193 amino acids.